AUGCUUUUGGAGAAUCAGUCUUUUAUCAAGACACUUGCUGUGGAAGACCCAAUUCAGGCUCCUACUUGUAGAAGACCCAAUUCAGGCUCCUACUUGUGGAAGACCCAAUUCAGGCUCCUACUUGUGGAAGACCCAAUUCAGGCUCCUACUUGUGGAAGACCCAAUUCAGGCUCCUACUUGUGGAAGACCCAAUUCAGGCUCCUACUUGUGGAAGACCCAAUUCAGGCUCCUACUUGUGGAAGACCCAAUUCAGGCUCCUACUUGUGGAAGACCCAAUUCAGGCUCCUACUUGUGGAAGACCCAAUUCAGGCUCCUACUUGUGGAAGACCCAAUUCAGGCUCCUACUUGUGGAAGACCCAAUCCAGGCCACAUCUUCUGGAAGACCCAAUCCAGGCUACACCUUCUGGAAGACCCGAUCCAGGCUACACCUUUUGGAAGAUCAAAUCCAGGCUACACCUUCUGGAAGAGACAAUUCUGGCUCUUGCUUCUUGA
Procambarus clarkii (red swamp crayfish) is the source of this 492-nucleotide messenger RNA. RefSeq lists its product as uncharacterized. The record is from RefSeq and is a predicted model, not a curated record. NCBI's taxonomy places the organism in Eukaryota, Metazoa, Arthropoda, Malacostraca, Decapoda, Cambaridae.